This is a messenger RNA of Lepidothrix coronata (blue-crowned manakin), 901 nucleotides long. RefSeq names its product transmembrane protein 98 (gene TMEM98). The coding region runs from base 89 to 661 and encodes 190 amino acids. NCBI's taxonomy places the organism in Eukaryota, Metazoa, Chordata, Aves, Passeriformes, Pipridae. The record is from RefSeq and is a predicted model, not a curated record. Gene Ontology annotation, cellular component: endoplasmic reticulum. The transcript has 6 exons.
UUGCACACGGAAGUGGCACCGUCCCCGUGUCCCGUCCCGGCGGGGCCUCCUCCCGCCUGGCACAGCAGGGAAGGAAAGGAGAACAUCCAUGGGGUUCCAACCCUCCCUGUCACCCCUGUCACCGCAGACCUCGCCGUGCUGGGAUGGCCCCGGAUGCCUGAGCCCCCCUGGCCCCUCCCCAGCCAUGGAGACCGUGGUCAUCGUGGCCAUCGGGGUGCUGGCCACCAUCUUCCUGGCGUCCUUCGUGGCGCUGGUGGUGGUGUGCAGGCAGCGGUACUGCCACCCCAAGGACCUGCGCCACCACUACGACACCAAACCCAUCGUGGACCUGAUGGGGACCUCGGAGACGCCGUCGGAGCCCUCGGAGCUGGAGCUGGACGACGUGGUCAUCACCAACCCCCACAUCGAGGCCAUCCUGGAGAACGAGGACUGGGUCGAGGACGCCUCGGGUCUGGUGUCCCACUGCAUCGCCAUCCUGAAGAUCUGUCACACGCUGACAGAGAAGCUGGUGGCCAUGACCAUGGGCUCGGGUGGCCGCGUGAAGUCCCCUGCCAGCCUGGGUGACAUCAUCGUGGUGGCCAAGCGCAUCAGCCCCAGGGUGGACGACGUGGUGAGAUCCAUGUACCCACCGCUGGACCCCAAACUGCUGGACGCCAGGUGACACCAGCAGGAGGGGCAGGGGCAUUCCUGGGGCUGGGGAGACACCCUGGGUGGUAACACAGAUCAGUUCCACCCCAUGCCACACCGCUGGGGACACCCACAGGUGACCCAGCAGGACGGGAAGGGCCCUUGGUAUGAGCCCAUAGCACAGGGCACAGAACACGCUGAGCUGGGAAGGACCCACAAGAAUCAUCAAAUCCAACCCCUGGCCCUGCACAGACACCCCAACAAUUCCACCCGG